Messenger RNA from Brassica napus (rape), 2002 nucleotides. RefSeq names its product putative nuclease HARBI1. Bases 14 to 1300 code for a protein of 428 amino acids. The record is from RefSeq and is a predicted model, not a curated record. NCBI's taxonomy places the organism in Eukaryota, Viridiplantae, Streptophyta, Magnoliopsida, Brassicales, Brassicaceae. The transcript has a single exon.
CCAAAUCACAAACAUGGCAUCUUCUUCAGAAAAUAAUUUUGAAGAUUCACUUGAUGAUUACUUUAAUCAAUAUUUUAAUCAAGCCUUUGAGACUUUAUCCAUGCGUCAUCAAGAAGAAGGUAGGAAACAAAGAAAAAAACGGGCUUAUAUCGAAGGACAUCGUGAAGAAGGGCACAUACGUUUAUGGAAUGACUAUUUCAGUGAAACGCCAACAUAUCCUGAAAAUUUCUUCCGACAACGAUUUAGAAUGAACAAGCGAUUGUUCAUGCAUAUUGUUGAUCGAUUCUCCAAUGAGGUUGAAUUCUUUCAACAAACGCAAGAUGCACUUGGAAGGAAUAGUCUCUCUCCACUCCAGAAGUGUACAGCAUCCAUUCGUGUCUUGGCAUAUGGUACUGCGGCUGAUGCUGUUGACGAAUACCUCCGACUCGGUGAAACUACUACUCGGUCAUGUGUGGAACAUUUUGUGGAAGGCAUAAUAUAUUUAUUCGGCGAGGAGUACCUAAGAAGACCAACACCGACUGAUCUUCAACGUUUACUUGAUGUUGGUGAGGCUCGUGGAUUUCCCGGGAUGGUAGGAAGCAUCGAUUGUAUGCAUUGGGAGUGGAAGAAUUGUCCCACCGCUUGGAAAGGGCAAUAUUCACGUGGCUCGGGAAAACCAACAAUCGUUUUGGAGGCGGUUGCUUCGUAUGAUCUAUGGAUAUGGCAUGCGUUUUUUGGACCUCCAGGUACCUUAAAUGAUAUCAAUGUUCUUGAUCGUUCACCUGUUUUUGAUGACAUAAUUAAUGGUCAAGCUCCGCAAGUCACCUUCUAUGUCAAUGAAAGAGAGUAUCACAUGGCUUACUAUCUCACCGACGGUAUUUAUCCGAAAUGGGCUACUUUUAUCCAAUCAAUUUCACUACCACAAGACCCAAAAUCAGCUUUAUUUGCUAAACAACAAGAAGCUGUCCGAAAAGAUGUCGAGCGGGCUUUUGGAGUCUUGCAAGCUCGCUUUGCCAUCGUUAAAAAUCCGGCACUUUUUUGGGAUAAAGUCAAAAUUGGGAAGAUUAUGAGAGCAUGUAUCAUACUCCAUAACAUGAUAGUAGAAGACGAACGAGAUGGAUACACUCAAUAUAAUCUUAAAGAGUUCCAACAAGAAGAAGGCACCGGAAGUUCACAUGUCGAUCUCGAUUUUGAUAGGGAAAUGCCUACAAAUAUCGCCAAUAUGAUGGAUGCUCGAACUAGAAUUCGUGAUAACCCAAUGCAUGAACAACUAAAAGCUGAUUUGGUUGAACAUAUGUGGACUAAAUUCGGACAUUUAUGAAGACAACUGAGCUCGGAUGUAUCUUUCAAAUUAUUAUCGUGAUUUUUACUUAUUUUGUUUUAAUGUUUUGUAUUAAAUUAAUGUUUAAAAUGUUUUAUUUUAAUAUGUUUUAUUUAAUAAUUAUAAUUAAUCUUAAAAAUAAUUAAGUUUAAUCAUUUUUUUAAGAAUCCCAAAUUAAGAACUUACCAUUAAAGUUACAAAAAAACGUGUUUUUUAAGUAUAAACUCUUAACUUUCAUUAAUUACUAAAAAAUCAUUAAGACCCCAAAAUUGGCUCUUGGGGUUAAUGAUGUUCUAAGUGGCCGAACAAACUUAACCGGCCAGUUUCUUUAUUUUUAUCGGUCCCAUAGUCCCCCAUAUGUUUUUAUGGCUCUUAUUCUUUUUUUUUUCUGACAUCAGGCUCUUAUUCAUUGAUCGUAUUUACUCUAUGACAGUUAUUAUUAACGAUAUACUGUAUGGUCCGAAACAUAGCUCACUUAUUUUCCGGUGGUUGAUGUAACAAAGUGACGUAAUCUGAUAAUAAAAUAUUAACAAUAUUUAUACAAAAAAAAAUAUUUUACAAGAAAAAUACACGUAACGAGUUGGAAACAAAAUCCAAGUGAGAGAAGGUAUUUUAUCAAAUCUACCCUCAGAUCUCAUACCAAAAAAAAACUUCCACAAUCAAAUCCCAGAAAUCCAAAAGAAUAUUACAUAUAAUCGAUCA